This is a messenger RNA of Setaria italica (foxtail millet), 1388 nucleotides long. RefSeq lists its product as uncharacterized. The record is from RefSeq and is a predicted model, not a curated record. The transcript has 3 exons. Lineage: Eukaryota; Viridiplantae; Streptophyta; Magnoliopsida; Poales; Poaceae. The coding region runs from base 50 to 946 and encodes 298 amino acids.
GGUCUUCUAUUUUGAGCCCCGGACCGAACGACGCGGGGCCACAGAUAGCAUGAUGGUGUUUAGAGUGAGAUUCCGCAUUGAAGGGCUGCCCGUCCAUGCCUGGUCAGAAGAGGUGCUGGCCAAGAUUGUCCCCAACUGCACCGUCCACUUCAUUGAGAGCCACUCCCGCCGCCAGGACCGAACGCGCACCUACGACCUGUGGGCAUGGUGUGCCAAUCCAAGCAAAAUCCCAAAGAAGGUACUGCUGACCAUUGUUGAUCCUGACAGGGAGCAAGACAAGGGAGAACUCCACCAGAACCUGCUAAGAGGAUACAAGGGGGCCUACGACUACAAGCUCCACAUCCACCUCGAUGUCGUCGAAGACCUCUCCUUCAAUGGUGGAAGUGGAGGGGAUGGGAACAGGAAGCCAUGGCGUGAGUUCCUCUGGAACUACGGGACGCCAGACUCGCAAGGUGAGCGGCGUCGCGGACAGGGCCACGAUGACCGCUACGGCCACGACUACCGUCCCCGUAGAGAUGACCACGACGACCACGACGACAACUUCAAUCGUGGGGUAAGAUGCCAGAGAAGCCAAUCCUCUUGGGGACGGAUGACGCGUUGCAGGGGAGGGGUGGACGACUGCUACAGCACCAACCGGCGCAGGGGUGGAAACAGGGGCUACUCCGGCCGCACCAGGGCGCUGACUCCACCCAAUGGAGAAGGUGGCCACACAAGGAAGGGAGGCCAGAAGACAACCUGGAGGAAGAAGCACACUGGGAAGAAGGUUACCUUUGUUGACCCCCUUGUCCAAUUUAUGGGCCACCCAUCAAAGGAAAGUCGUAUCAGGGAUAUGCUCGCAACAGCACAAGGGUGGCUGCCGGUCCUAUCACCAACCAGGGCAGGGAGAGGCAGAGAAAGAACUAGAGAAGGGAGGGCGGCAGACCAACAACAACAUACAGCUGAUUAACGAUAUGAAGAUGGCGGCAAUCAAGACCCUGGUGGAGCAAGGCAACCAGCCCAAGCGCAAGAAGCACGGCAACAAAGUUGCUCCUGGACCAUUUGAAGCAAACCAGGGGCUGGCGGCCUAAGAUUAUAUCAUGAUGAGCCUAGUCGCUUGAGUAGUCCCAUGUUUCCUAUGUUAGACAGAAGUCUUUUGUUCCCGUAUUUGUUUCUGUCAUUGCUGGUAAGCACUAAAAGGCUAGCAGGUUCGGCCUAGAACUUGAGUAAACUUAUUAGAAGUCUUUUGAUUCUGUUUCUAUUCCUAUCACUGCCUGUAAGCACUAGAAGGCUAGCAGUUUCAGCCUGGGACUUCAUUGGGAUAAUUUGGAGAAUUGCUAAAAUUAUCAUAAGUAAAAAUCUUAUUGUGGUGAUGUUAAUGCCUAAGAUACUAGCCUUAGUUGCUUCAGAAA